Daucus carota subsp. sativus is the source of this 2359-nucleotide messenger RNA. RefSeq lists its product as uncharacterized. Gene Ontology annotation, biological process: glucan catabolic process. Lineage: Eukaryota; Viridiplantae; Streptophyta; Magnoliopsida; Apiales; Apiaceae. The record is from RefSeq and is a predicted model, not a curated record. Gene Ontology annotation, molecular function: beta-glucosidase activity. The transcript is spliced from 11 exons. Bases 147 to 2123 code for a protein of 658 amino acids.
GUUUCACCCUUUUCAACACUUUAUUCUAAACCCCCACGUUCUCACUUUCUUCACUCACCCCUUUUCUUGCACCACAUAACAUUAAAACACACUCUGCAGUGUUACUCAAGGUUUUCAUUCUUCUUGAAUCUUUGCUCAAAGUAAAUAUGAUUCAGAUUACAAUUACAUGGAUUGGGUUAUUGAUGUUAUGGUGUAUCUGCACUGGAAUGGCGGAGGAGGGGGAAUACAUGAAGUACAAAGACCGAAGUCAGCCGGUGGCAAUUAGAGUGCAAGAUCUUCUGAGUAGAAUGACUUUGGAAGAGAAGAUUGGGCAGAUGGUUCAGAUUGAUAGAAUUGCAGCUACUCCAGAUAUCAUGCAGAAGUACCAUAUUGGUAGUUUAUUAAGUGGUGGGGGAAGUUCGCCACUUCCACAAGCCACUGCAACAGAUUGGGUUAACAUGGUGAAUGGAUUUCAAAAGGGGUCACUUGCCACUCGUCUUGGUAUCCCAAUGAUAUAUGGAAUUGAUGCUGUUCAUGGGAACAACAAUGUCUUUAACGCAACAAUUUUUCCGCAUAAUGUCGGGCUCGGAGCUACAAGGGACCCUGAACUUGUGAGAAGAAUUGGGGCUGCUACUGCUCUUGAAGUUAGAGCUACGGGGAUACCUUAUGCAUUUGCUCCUUGUAUUGCAGUCUGCAGAGACCCAAGAUGGGGUCGUUGUUAUGAAAGUUAUAGUGAAGAUCCCAAGGUUGUUCAAGAAAUGACUGAUAUUAUAUUGGGUUUGCAAGGCGAAAUCCCAAACGGUACCAGAAAGGGAGUUCCUUAUGUUGCUGGAAAGAAUAAUGUUGUGGCUUGUGCAAAGCACUUUGUGGGUGAUGGUGGGACAACCGAAGGUAUAAACGAGAGCAACACUGUGAUUGACACGCAUGGGUUGCUAAGCAUCCACAUGCCACCCUAUUAUGACUCUGUCAUUAAGGGUGUCUCAACAGUCAUGGUUUCAUACACUAGCUGGAAUAAUAAGAAGAUGCAUUCCAACCGUGAUCUAAUUUCUACGUUUCUAAAGGAUACCCUUAAUUUUAAGGGCUUUGUUAUCUCUGAUUGGGAGGGUAUCGACAGGAUUACUUCACCACCCCAUUCAAAUUACACCUACUCUGUGGAGGCUAGUAUACUUGCAGGCAUUGAUAUGGUAAUGGUCCCAGUCAAGUUUUCUGAAUUCAUUGAUGAUCUUACUAACCUGGUCAAGAACAAAUAUAUUCCCAUGGACCGUAUUGAUGAUGCUGUUGGGAGAAUUUUACAAGUCAAGUUCAUCUCAGGUCUCUUUGAGAACCCUCUUGCUGAUUUCAGUCUAGUCAAUGAGCUCGGAAAACAGGAACACAGAAACUUAGCAAGGGAGGCCGUAAGGAAAUCAGUUGUGCUUCUGAAAAACGGGAAGAGUGCGGAUGAUCCAUUGUUGCCCCUUCCCAAGUACGUUCCCAGGAUUUUAGUUGCCGGUAGCCAUGCUGAUAAUCUUGGUUAUCAGUGCGGUGGAUGGACAAUCAACUGGCAGGGUUUCAGUGGCAAUAAUAACACAGCUGGAACCACUAUUCGCAGUGCCGUAAGUUCUGCAGUUCUGCCAGGAACCGAAGUUGUUUACCUCGAGAACCCUGAUAGCGAUGAUGUAAAGUCUGGUAACUUCGCUUAUGCUAUUGUCGUUGUUGGGGAGCACCCAUAUACCGAGAGUUUUGGGGAUAGCAAAAAUCUCACAAUGGCAGAUCCAGGUCCAAAUGUGAUUAACAAUGUAUGUGGGGCAGUCAAGUGUGUUGUCGUUCUUAUAUCAGGGAGACCCAUUGUAAUACAGCCAUAUAUGUCUACCAUUGACGCCUUGGUGGCAGCCUGGUUACCUGGCAGUGAGGGUCAAGGAGUUACUGAUGUUCUUUUUGGGGAUUAUGGAUUCACCGGAAAGCUGCCAAGAACUUGGUUUAAAACUGUUGACCAACUUCCUAUGAACAUUGGAGAUUCAAAUUAUGAUCCCCUCUUCCCCUUUGGAUUUGGACUCUCAACAAAAACUGAAGUGGCAAAGACACUAUCAGCUGGGGCUCACGGAAGACCAAAUUUGUUCGCAAUUUUAAUAUCUUUGAUGGCAGGUUUUUAUUUGAGAUCUGUAUAAGUAGAAUUAGCAUGAAGUAGUCAUUAAUCCAUAGAAUGAAUUUUUUUCCUAGUGCUCUGAUUUAACAUUUUGUAGUAGUGAGAUGAGAUUGUUAGUUUAUAACUAGUUUAAGGAGAACCGAUAUUCGAAUUAGAGCCUCCGUUUUAAUUUUGGCUGAUAUGUACUCGUUCUAUUGUACAAUUUCUCUUAGUUAUUUUAAAAAUUAAUAUUUAUCAAAUUUUAAUUUAUUUAGAUAA